This is a messenger RNA of Paramecium primaurelia, 1516 nucleotides long. The record is from the annotation of a GenBank genome assembly. Lineage: Eukaryota; Ciliophora; Oligohymenophorea; Peniculida; Parameciidae.
AUGAUCUAUAUAAAAUUAUUUUUGAUAUUUUUGAAAUUGACCAAAUACUUUCACUUCAAUAUAUCCAAAUAUUUAAAAAAAUAAAAUUAUUAAAAUUUACAAAAAUGUCAACCUCUAAAUUAAUAUAUUCAUCACCAGGACCAAAAACUUAAUCCACAAUAUCCCUUGGAGGUGAUAAAGAUAGAGCACUUUCUCCUUGUAGAGCUAAGAUUUCUUAAUUAUCAGAAAAACAAUCUAAUCUCCAAAAUUCAAUUGAUGAGGAUUAGGCAAUAUAGAAUCUAUAAUGCUGAAUAGUUUAAAAAAGAUACUUUCGAAUAAAUGGUUAAGGUUUUUGUAGACAAAGCAAUAAAAAAGCAAUAAGGAGAUGAAUCAAAGUUUAAGCUAUUAAAAGAAUAAUUAUAAAAUGUAGAGGAAGGAGCUUAAAGAGAUAAAAUUAUAAGAAAAGUAAGACAAAAAUUGAAUUAUCUAAUAGAGUGGAGAUGAAAAAUUAAGAACCAAAUAUUUAAAAGGGUUAGAAUUAGUUUUAGGAUAAUAAUUAUAGUUGUAAAAAGUAAAUAGAAAAGAUUAUGAAUAAAAAAUAACAAAAACCACAGAUGAUAGAGUUUCCAGUCUAUGACUAGAUUUAGCCAGAUAAAAAAGUAUAGAAAAGAAACAGAAGAAAAAAUGCUUAAGAAAUUGAGGAUAGAAUUUUAUAACAAUAAGAAGAAAGAAGAUUAAGGUUUUAUUUGUAUAACUUAUAGGGAAUAGGAAAUUAAUAAAUUAUUAAAAGAUUGAGAGAUUCAAUCUUGAAAUUAUAAGAAAUAUUAACAAUAAUAAGCUUAGAUGGUUAUAUGAAAUAAAUUCUUAUUUGAAUGGAGAAUUGAAUUCUGAAAAAAUGAAAGAAAUGCUCCAGAAAAUAGUAUUAUUAAUCUUAUUGAUUAAACUUGUAAUAGGGUUGAAUAUCCCUUAAGAAAAUGAACUAUUAACAAAUUAUGUAUAAAAAAAAGAAUUUGUUUCUUUUAACAAUUAUUAAAAAUAUGUCUCAAAUGGAAGAAGAAUAUUGUAACUUUGAGGAUGAGAUGGCAUAAGUUAGUAGUAGCAGAUCUCCAAAGUCAAAGAAAAUAAAAAAAAGUGAUUCUCUUUCCCCAAGAAAAAAUAUUGGUCAUUGGACGAAGGAAGAGCAUGACAAAUAUUUAUAGUUUUUAGAAGAUCAUGCUCAUUUAAAGAAAAAUAAUAAAAUCUUCAAACCAAUGUCAGAAAUCAUUGGAACUCGCUCUCCUAGUUAAUGCAGGUUAAUCAUUGAAUUUAUUUUAGAUCUCACCAUCAAAAAUUUAAUCCUUUAUCACCCUAAGUUUAAAGAAAAUCUGUUAAAUUGAUUAAAAUAAACUAAGAAACAAAAGUACAAGCAUAAUUAUAGGAGGAAACUAAUGAAACCUUAGAAGAUGAAAAAUAAAUAAAAAAUAAUGUACGAUUAGUAUUCUAUGAUGAUGAAUUAGCUUAAGAUGAUAAUGAAUUUAAUUUAGAUGACAUUAUCUGA